AUGACUAUCCACUUCAUCAGUGGCGAGGACUCCGCGCUUUUCCGCCCCCUAACCAUUUCCAAUGGCGCCCUCACUCUCCGCCACCGUAUCAUUCAUGCCCCCCUCACCCGUAACCGCGGAGUGCCUUUGAACCCUACCAGCACUCCCGAGAAUCCCAAUCGUAUCUGGAUCCCCGGCGAUCUGGUGGUGGACUAUUAUGCGCAGCGCGCCACCGAGGGCGGGUUGAUGAUCUCUGAGGGUAUCCCGCCUUCUCUCGAGAGCAAUGGCAUGCCCGGAGUACCAGGACUUUUCACGCCCGAACAGGCGGCGGGCUGGAAAAGAGUGGUAGAAGGCGUCCACGCUAAGGGGGGCAUCAUUUUCUGUCAGCUAUGGCACGCUGGUCGCGCCACGAUCCCCCAGAUGACCGGAUCGCCAGCCGUGUGCCCCUCGGCAAGCGUGUGGGACUCAGCCACGGAGUGCUAUUCGCAUCCCCCUGUGGGCUCCACUGAGCCCGUCCCGUACGCCAACCACCCGCCGAUCGAGAUGUCGGUUAAGCACAUCAAACAGACGAUUAAAGACUAUUGCGACGCCGCCAAGACCGCUGUGGAAAUUGGUUUCGAUGGUGUUGAGAUUCACGGUGGCAAUGGCUAUCUGCCUGAACAGUUUCUUAGCUCCAACAUCAACAAGCGCACUGACAGCUACGGUGGAUCACCGGCAAAGCGCUGCCAAUUUGUAUUUGAGUUGAUGGCUGAGGUGGCUGCCGCGAUCGGCGAGCAGAACUUGGCCAUUCGGCUCUCGCCUUUUGGUCUAUUUAAUCAAGCUCGUGGAGAACAGAGGCUCGAGACCUGGACUUAUCUGUGCGAAGGUCUGAAGAAGUCUCUUCCGGCUCUGUCGUAUGUCAGUUUCAUAGAACCGCGAUUUGAACAAAUCUUCGGACCUGAGGAGAAAGACAAGUUCCUUGAAAGCUGGGGCCUGCUGGACGUGACGCUCGAUCGAUUCCGGGAGAUUUUCGGGUCCACCCCCUUCUUCUCCGCUGGAGGCUGGGAUGAUAAAAACCCUUGGGGCGUGAUCGAGUCUAACAAGUACGAUGCUCUCCUAUACGGUCGAUACUUCAUCUCCAACCCAGAUCUCGUGCACCGGCUGAAGAACAACCUGCCUCUGACUGACUACGAUCGCUCCCGCUUCUACGGACCAUUCGAAGAUAACGCCUUCCACUAUACUGACUACACCCAUGCUGAGAAGCAAUAG
Molecule: messenger RNA, 1227 nt
Organism: Penicillium atrosanguineum
Lineage: Eukaryota; Fungi; Ascomycota; Eurotiomycetes; Eurotiales; Aspergillaceae
Product: alkene reductase
Exons: 3
Coding region: 1-1227 (408 amino acids)
Molecular function (GO): oxidoreductase activity; FMN binding
Source: RefSeq, a predicted model, not a curated record